AUGUCUGGCACAAAUACAAAUGAAUGGCCUGUCUCUUAUCAUGGAACGGGCAAACAUAACGCACUGAGUAUUGCUGCAGAAGGUUUUAAAUUGAGUAAAGGUGUAAACUUCGUCCAUGGAAAAGGUAUUUAUUCAACUCCGGAACUGGAAGUUGCUAAAUUGUAUGCAAAAGAAUUUCAAUAUGAAAAUGAGAUAUAUAUUUGUCUUAUACAAAAUCGUGUUAAUCCAAAAUAUUUACAAGUUUUUCAAACUGAAGUUGGUACUUACUGGCUGAGUACAGCACCACCAUCAGAUCAAAGUGAUUUAUUAGAAACAGAUUUAAUUCGACCGUAUGCAUUGUGUAUUUUUUAA
Didymodactylos carnosus is the source of this 351-nucleotide messenger RNA. NCBI's taxonomy places the organism in Eukaryota, Metazoa, Rotifera, Eurotatoria, Philodinida, Philodinidae. The record is from the annotation of a GenBank genome assembly.